Molecule: messenger RNA, 693 nt
Organism: Gavia stellata (red-throated loon)
Lineage: Eukaryota; Metazoa; Chordata; Aves; Gaviiformes; Gaviidae
Product: loricrin-like
Exons: 2
Coding region: 1-693 (230 amino acids)
Source: RefSeq, a predicted model, not a curated record
AUGGCGAUUUAUCACUGUCUCCGAGGGAGAUGUGCCCACCAGCACAGGGGCUACAGCAAUGAGAUCUGCUCACACCACAGGGGAUGCUGCAGCAGCAGCGGGGGGUUCUCGAGCCUCCAGGGACAUGGCUCCUUCUUCUGUGGUGGAGAAGGCUCAGUCAUCUACAGCCGGGGAGCUUCAUCCUGCCAGCCCAUGCCAACAUCGUCCACCUAUGGCGUUGCAGGGGGGUACAGAUGUGGCAGUGAUGGAUCUGUUGUAAUAACCAGCGGUGACAGUGAGGGAACAUCUGGCUGGGGCAUUGCAGGGGGGACAGUCCCAGUCCACGGCACCGGGGGGGGAAUAGGGUGCAGCAGCGAGGACUCAGGGCAGAACAUCAUUGGCAGCUCAGGGGGUGGUGGAGGAUCCAUCUGCCACAGUGGGAAAUUGGGCAUCACCGCGGGAGGAGGCUCUGGGUACGGAUACGAUGGGUCACCAAGAGAAAAAGCCUUAACAACAGGUGGGGGCAGUGGUGGGUCAGGAUACUAUAGCGGAGGAUCGGGCUAUGGCAUCGGGGGGUGCUCAGGCCCAGAGCUCAGCUCUGGAGGCGGUGAGUCCUCCCAGGCCAUGCAGCAGAAAUGCCCUGUGGUCAUUCCCGACAUGGAGGCCCACCAGAGCAAGCAGACCAACCACUGGCCCCCCAGCCAGAAGAAGUGA